Messenger RNA from Chinchilla lanigera (long-tailed chinchilla), 495 nucleotides. RefSeq names its product collagen alpha-1(I) chain-like. NCBI's taxonomy places the organism in Eukaryota, Metazoa, Chordata, Mammalia, Rodentia, Chinchillidae. The record is from RefSeq and is a predicted model, not a curated record.
AUGAGCUCGCCAGGAGUCUUAGCGGGCACUUUGGACUUGGACUUCUCAGCAGUGCUAGUGCUCCUAAGACUGGUGACACUGGAAGAGCAAGAGCAAACCUUCCGCACCAGGCGGGGCCUGUCAGACAGCAACGCGGGGGUGGUCCAGCAGGUGGCAGCAGAGAACCGACUUUCCCUGCCCGGGCUCGCCCGCAAGGUGGAGGCGCCCGGCCGCAGGGUUCUGCGCGCAUCCCGAAGCUGCCCCGGGGGAGCGGAGCAGCCCUGGGGCGCGCGGACUGGGCGACGGAGCCGAGGCCUGGGAGCCGAGGCUGCGCCCUGCCCGCCCGGGGCCUCCGGCCCGAGGGGUGCAGAGAGACCCGCUCUGGGGCGGCGGAAACGCGGGAACCGGGUGCGAGCGCUUAGGCCGCCCCGGAGCGGGAAGAGCCCGGAAAGAGGGGCCCGGGCCGCCCCCACCGACCUUGCUGGGGGUCCCGGCCCGCGGGCCUCGGGUGCAGGG